Messenger RNA from Helianthus annuus (common sunflower), 852 nucleotides. RefSeq lists its product as uncharacterized. The record is from RefSeq and is a predicted model, not a curated record. The coding region runs from base 1 to 852 and encodes 283 amino acids. The transcript has a single exon. NCBI's taxonomy places the organism in Eukaryota, Viridiplantae, Streptophyta, Magnoliopsida, Asterales, Asteraceae.
AUGAUUUGUGGGUCUCCCGGGAAUGGUUUAGAGAUUAUAUUUUGGUUGGAUACAUGGAUUAAUGAUGAGCCUUUGAAAGAUUUAUUUCCGAACUUGUUCCGUCUCGAGAAUAAUAAAUGGUGUAAAGUGGUUGAGAGAAUUGGGGAUGUGGGAAUUAUACAAUGGGAUUGGAAAUGUUACCCGGCUACGAGUAUAGAGGUUUCGGAGCUUGUCAAUUGUCAUAGAAUGAUAUCGGUGGUUCGUCUAAGUAAUAGAAGCGACACUUGGAGAUGGAACGUCGGUCAUAAUUGUUCUUACUCAGUGAAGGAAGCGCGUCUUUGGUUAGCUAGCAUGAGCUCGAACGAAGGGAGGUUUGUUUAUAAAUGGUGUAAGUGGCUCCCAAGCAAAUGUAAUGUGUUUAUGUGGCGAGCUAACUUGGAUAGGAUCCCAACGGCGUCGGCUCUCAUUUGUAGGAACAUUCAAGUUGGCAAUGGUUUAUGUAAUCUUUGUGGUGAGGUUGAGGAAACUACGGAGCAUCUCUUCACCGGUUGUUUGGUGGCUAAUGGUGUUUGGAAUGGCAUCGUCUCUUGGCUCAAGAUCCCUCCCACUUUCGUUUUCACUGUCAAGGAUGUUUUAGAGCUUGUUGAUCACUUGCAACUUUCGGCUUCCAAGAAAGAUUUGGUUUUCGGCAUUUUUGUUCUAACUUGUUGGAAGAUUUGGGCUACCAGGAACGAGGUUCUGUUCACGCAGGCUAAGGCUAAUGUGGCGAAGAUUGUGGCGGACGUUAAAUCGUUAAGCUUUCUUUGGUUCAAUAGUAGGUCGAAGAAGGGUGGGUUAGUUUGGGAAGAUUGGUGUAAAUUUGUUAUAACUUGA